AUGAAGCCGCGGAGGUUCGGCUACGGCUACGGCUACGGCCGGGGCAGGCGCGCGGCGGCGCUGCUCCUGCUGCUGCUCUGCCUCUGCCUCAGCAGCAUGUUCCUCUUGCUUCUCCAUAGCUCCUCCGCGCCGCUGGAGCCCGCGGCGGAGGAGAAGGCGGCGGGAGUGGCCGAGGCGCAGGCGGAGGUGGAGGAGGCGCCGCUGCCGCCGGGGAACUCCAAGGUCGCCUUCCUCUUCAUCGCGCGCAACCGCCUCCCGCUCGAACUCGUCUGGGAUGCCUUCUUCCGCAGUGACAAGGAGGGGAGGUUCUCCAUCCUCGUGCACUCGCGGCCGGGCUUCGUGCUCACGCGAGCCACUACCCGGUCCCGAUUCUUCUACAACCGUCAGGUCAACGACAGCAUCCAGGUGGAUUGGGGGGAGGCAAGCAUGAUCACGGCGGAGCGCAUUCUGCUCAGCCAUGCUCUUAAGGAUCCGCUCAAUGACCGCUUUGUUUUUGUCUCCGACAGCUGUGUACCAUUGUACAAUUUCAGCUACACUUAUGACUACAUAAUGUCAUCAUCAACCAGCUUUGUAGACAGUUUUGCUGAUACAAAGGCAGGGAGAUACAACCCAAGAAUGGACCCAGUUAUCCCAGUGGAGAAUUGGAGAAAAGGCUCACAGUGGGCUGUGCUAAUUAAAAAGCAUGCUGAGGUUGUGGUUGAUGAUGAAGUGGUGUUACCAGAAUUCCAGAAGCAUUGCAGGAGGAGACCCUUGCCAGAGUUCUGGCGGGAUUGGGAUCGUCCUAUUCCUGCAGAGGCAUGGAAAGCCCAUAACUGCAUACCAGAUGAGCACUAUGUUCAGACGUUGCUUGCUCAAAGUGGUCUAGAAGAAGAACUUACACGGCGAUCAGUAACACAUAGUGCAUGGGAUCUUUCAGCUUCUAAAGAUCGUGAAAGACGUGGGUGGCAUCCUGUAACAUAUAAAGUGUCUGAUGCUACUCCUAGACUUAUCAAAUCUAUAAAGGAUAUCGAUAAUAUAUAUUAUGAGACUGAAAAUAGGAGGGAGUGGUGUACAAGUAAUGGAAAGCCAGCACCCUGCUUCCUUUUUGCUAGGAAGUUUACACGUGGAGCGGGUCUCAAGCUUCUUGAUUCAGUUUUUGCGUGUCGGUGCCAGGCCAUCGUCAAUCCAACAUGGAAACAUAAUCAAAGAGAGUUGCUGACAUGUUACGAGCAUGCCCGUCAUGAACAGUCGAACAGAUCACCCAUUUCACGCGAAGAAAGCAUCAAAUCCUUGAUACAUGAGCUUGCUGAAGAACUGGUUCUGUCACGUGUCCAGCCAUAUUCGCCCGGUGUUCCUGCACCAAUUCCAUCUGCCUGCUAUUUUGCUUCUCAUAUGGACAUAUGUGAUCCCUGGUCCCACCACAUCGCGUCGUGA
Miscanthus lutarioriparius is the source of this 1413-nucleotide messenger RNA. Lineage: Eukaryota; Viridiplantae; Streptophyta; Magnoliopsida; Poales; Poaceae. The record is from the annotation of a GenBank genome assembly.